Messenger RNA from Dibothriocephalus latus, 285 nucleotides. The record is from the annotation of a GenBank genome assembly. Lineage: Eukaryota; Metazoa; Platyhelminthes; Cestoda; Diphyllobothriidea; Diphyllobothriidae.
AAAGGACACGAUCGUGGCGGCCACGGAUGUAAGCCGCCAACCAUCGAACGAGGCCAAUCGAAUCUUUUCACUGAAAUAAACGGUGAUCUCCAAAAACUUUUGGAUUUGCGGAAUAAUUACGAACGGAUGAAAAUUCAGCAGGAAUCCUCAUUGGGCGCAGGUGGCCCAGCCGAUGUGGAUCCUCUGCUUCUUGAACUGUACACUGUGCCCGCCGAGGCAUGCGGAGUGCUGGCUGACUAUGAAGCCUUCCUAAAUGCUGUGAGUUAUUUAAUUGUACGUCUGUGA